GUUACUAUUGGUGUGUGACUGUAUAAGCGCAUUUUCUGCAAUGUUAAUGUAAAAUAAAAAGCUCUAUUUUCAUAAAGUACAUCAAAGUACAUUGAGAGUUUUUAAUCAAAUCACUAUGAAAAUGAAAUAGUAGUAAUUAAUUUAAAUUAUUUUUAUUAAUUUGAAUGAUAAUAACUUGUAGCGCCAUCUUUACUCGUUUAUUACAGAAUGAUGUCAAAAUUGUCAAAUUAAUCUUGAGGAAAACGGUGUUGUUGUAGUUUUAGUAAAUUUCUUAAAAAUGUACAUAAAAACAAUAGUCCUUUUAUACAUUAUCUACUAUUUUAACGUGGUCUUGGGAAGUUGGAAUACACAGGACUUCCUAAAACGGGAACACAGCCUCUCGAGGCCUUACCAAUCCGCCGGAAUGACUAUACCGUUUUGGGACUUUUCCGGAAGCACAAUGGUUACAAAUAAUUAUAUAAGGAUAACACCUGAUCUUCAAUCAAAAUCGGGGGCUCUAUGGAAUACUAUUCCUGUACAAAUUAAAAACUGGGAACUUCAAGUACAUUUUAAAGUACAUGGGAAAGGUAAAGAUUUAUAUGGAGAUGGAUUUGCUAUUUGGUAUGCCAAAGAUCGUUUAGUGAGCGGACCUGUUUUUGGCAACAAUGAUUAUUUUCAUGGACUUGCUAUUAUUUUAGAUACUUAUAGUAAUCAUAAUGGUGCACAUACACAUCAACAUCCAUAUAUAUCAGGAAUGAUAAACAAUGGUUCUUUACAUUACGACCAUGAUCGUGAUGGGACUCAUACUCAAUUGGCAGGUUGUGAGGCGAAGUUUAGAAAUGUGGACCAUGAUACUCACAUAUCAAUUAAGUAUGAAAAGGAUACAUUAACAGUAUCAACUGAUUUGGAAAAUCGCGCCGCUUGGAAAGAAUGUUUUAAAGUAACUGGAGUAAAAUUACCCACUGGUUAUUAUUUUGGAGUAUCAGGAACAACUGGAGAUUUGUCAGAUAAUCAUGAUGUUGUUUCAAUCAAGUUGUAUGAGUUGGAUUUACCAGAUGAUAAUGAUACUGAAGAUAGAUCAAAAAUUACUCCAUCAGCAACAUUUUUUGAACCACCACGUGAUCACGUCGACGAUCCCAAACCAUCGGCUCUCUCAGGGUUUAAAUUAUUCUUUUUAAUGUUGAUUGGUGCGAUAGCGAUAGUUGCAUGUGUAGUGAUUGGGAUCAUGUUCUAUCAAAAACAACAGGAGCAAAGCAGGAAACGAUUUUAUUAAUUUUUUUUUGAUAAGACUGGUAAAUUUUUUUGUCGGUUCGUUUAAACUUAACGACUGAUAUUAUCGUAAAAGAAAUGACUCUAAAACAUGUAGCAUUUUUUUAAUUAGUGUAUAUCACGUUAUAAAAAAGAGGAGGUAAGGUUCGGUAUUUUUUUGAAUUCAUUAUAGUCGCUUUAUUUAUAAUUAAUAAUAUUUAAUAACUUAGAUUUGUUUCGAUUGAUAAAUUGAGCGUUGAAAAAGUUUUGUGGGUGUAUCGAAUACUUUUUUUUUGUUUUUAAUUGUAAUAUUAUGUUAAUAUUAUUGUAUAUUCAAUUGGCUGAAUAAAAAAGAAAACGGAAAGUGGUAAAUAUGACGGUA
Molecule: messenger RNA, 1609 nt
Organism: Onthophagus taurus
Lineage: Eukaryota; Metazoa; Arthropoda; Insecta; Coleoptera; Scarabaeidae
Source: RefSeq, a predicted model, not a curated record